Messenger RNA from Anthostomella pinea, 534 nucleotides. The record is from the annotation of a GenBank genome assembly. NCBI's taxonomy places the organism in Eukaryota, Fungi, Ascomycota, Sordariomycetes, Xylariales, Xylariaceae.
AUGCCUACCUUAUCACCAACUCCCAAGUCCAUGAAGGCAUGGACUAUUUCCCGCCGCGGCACUCCCCAGGAGGCUCUGAAAGCCGACCACCUGCCCGUGCGUACGGAUCUCAAGCCGAACGAAGUCUUGGUCAAGGUCUCCCAUGCCGCACUGAAUCCCUUUGGAUACAGAAUGAUGUGGGCGGUCCCUUCUUUCGUGCGAGUGAAACCUUCCGUUCCAGAAUUUGACUUCUCUGGACGUAGCGAAAAGCUGGGCAAAGACGCUGAAUCAGACUUCGUGUUGGGCGACGAUGUCUUCGGGAUGGUGACACCUUCUGAGGGCGUCAAACUCGGGAGUGGCGCUCUGGCUGAGUAUGUGGUGGUGGCGAGGGAUCACCUACGCCCCAAGCCCAGAUCCAUGUCGUUCGAAGCCGCCAGCGGUCUCGGUAAUGUGUUCAUGACAGCUGUUUCUCUCCUGGAGAAGAGUGGCUUGAAGAGCGGUGACCACGUCUUCAUCAAUGGUGGAAGCGGUGGUACGGGCUUGGUAUUGGUCUAG